AUGUCCGAAAGAGCACGCUCAAACUCGCCAGUUUCAAGUAUACAAUCUUUUCACUAUUCCAUACGGAGCGACUACCACAAUACGAACGCGGUUGAUCAUGUCAACGGAGAUAAUCAUGCAGACACCGCAUACAAGCCUGUUGUGUCGGCGGAUGUUGAAGAGACAUAUUCGCAAGACCCGAAAGCCAAAAGAUCACUAUGGGCGCUGAUCUCGGACUGGUUUGUUUUGGAGGCACUGGCUAUACUCAUAUCUCUUCUCUUACUUCUCGCCAUCAUUGUUGUCUUGUCGCAUUUCGAUGGCCAACCACAACCUUCCUGGAAUCACAUGUCGCUCAACUCGAUGAUCUCGUGGUUGAGCACGUUUUCCAAAGCAUGUGUGCUGUUCGCUAUUGGCGAGGCACUAGGACAGCUGAAAUGGGUCUGGUUCAGUCAGAAGACUCGAUCGGUGCCUAAUCUACGCACUUUCGAUGCUGCCAGUCGAGGGCCUUUUGGUAGUGCAGGGUUGAUCUGGAAUUUACGAGCGAGACAUUUUGCCGUGCUAGGAUGUCUAGCCACGAUUCUCGCAUUUGGCGUCGAUCCCUUCACCCAAAAUCUGAUUAUGUACUAUAACGUCCUGACCGCCGAUGUCUCCGAAGUAGCGAAUGUAUCGAGCAGCUUUGUGUACGAUGUCACAGGGUUGACAAUCCGUGAUGGCUUGCCACCCUACGUGGACCCGUCGUUAAAGGCGAACGUCUAUAACUCACUGCUCAAUGAUGACUCAACAAGGCCAUGGUCCCUCCCACAUUAUACCUGCAGCACCGGUAAUUGCACCUGGGGUGCAAUCGCUGCCCUAGAACUGAGCGCAAGCUGCACGAAUGUAACGAACCACCUGAAGUUCUCGUGCGGAGAAGUAGAUGACUUCUACUACGUCCCGAACUGCACCGUCAGUCUCCCAAACAGCAACACAUCUUCGAACUUUAUGUCCGGCAGAUCAGAAGGGUUUCCAGUCACAGUGGCGCUGGUAGAUCCCGAGAACGCGGAGAUAUACACAACCCCCUGGCACUGGGUCACGCAGUUCAUCGCGCCAGAAGGACUAGUAAUGGGCGCUCCAUUCAAAGCAAACCCCACCCAAUGGCAGGCCAUGGAAUGCGCUCUGAUCCCGACCGUCCGCAGCUUUACAGCAGAAGUCAGAAGGGGCGUAUAUAAAGAAAAGACCCUGGCAACCUGGACCAACGGCACCUAUGAAAUCGACCCAUCGCCGGGAUAUUUUAUCCGGCCGCCUUGGGGACCGGAGAUGGGAAUGGAACGGAACCAAACCUUCGAGAUAGGACCGUUGCCAAUGCAAGCGAUGGGGAAGUUCUUCGAGGACAUCUUCACCGGUCAUGCGUGGACGAAUGCUCGAUUCGGGAUCCAGUUUUCGUCCCCCGGUGGUACCUAUGCUGGAGCGGAUAUCAUCCAGGCUAUCGCUUAUUCGGACAUGACUGGCUGCACCGUCCGCACGGCGGAGAGACUCGAAUGCAUUAUGAAGAAUGUUGCCGAGGCAGUUUCGAAAUCUUUCCGCGACUCGGCGGAUAUUGCCAGUGGCGCGGGGACGCAUAUGGUGGUCGGCCAGGCCAAGACGAUUGUGACCUACAUUGCUGUCUUUUGGCAGUGGAUGGCGCUGCCGGCUUUGGUGUGGCUCCUGGGUCUUGCGACUGUCAUUGGUACUGCGUGGAAGAGUCAACGGGCUGACAUUCCGAAGUGGAAGAAUGAUAUGAUACCAUUGUUAUUCUUGUAUCCCGAUGGGCAGCAGCAUGGUGUCCCACGAAAUGAGGAAGAGGAAGACCGCCUCAACUUGAGGUUAUACAGAAGUGAUGAUAAAAUGGUCCUUGGUGGAUCGCCUAGCUAA
This is a messenger RNA of Penicillium paradoxum, 1866 nucleotides long. Its product is annotated as DUF3176 domain-containing protein. Bases 1 to 1866 code for a protein of 621 amino acids. The record is from RefSeq and is a predicted model, not a curated record. The transcript has 3 exons. Lineage: Eukaryota; Fungi; Ascomycota; Eurotiomycetes; Eurotiales; Aspergillaceae.